AUGGCUCUUAUAACUCGAGCUGAAGUUACUGAGCAUACAUCGGGUAAAAGUGCAUGGUUUGUUAUUGGUAAUAAAGUAUACGAUAUUACGAAAUUCAUGGAUGAGCAUCCAGGUGGCUGUGAAGUGCUUUUGGAACAAUCAGGGAAAGAUGCUACAGAAGCAUUUGAAGAUGUUGGACAUUCGUCGGAUGCGCGUAAAAUGAAAGAAAACUAUUUGAUUGGCGAAAUUAUUUCUGUUAGUUUGUUUUUUUAUUUUUUCCAUAACAUCGAAUUUGGAAUUGAAAUAUUUUUUUCUGCAAUCGAUGGAUUUUUCUGGCCUUCAUUAAUAAUUAUUAUUCUUGCAUUUUUAUUUUAUCUUAUUUUCGGUUAA
This is a messenger RNA of Dracunculus medinensis (Guinea worm), 369 nucleotides long. NCBI's taxonomy places the organism in Eukaryota, Metazoa, Nematoda, Chromadorea, Rhabditida, Dracunculidae. The record is from the annotation of a GenBank genome assembly.